This is a messenger RNA of Cyclopterus lumpus (lumpfish), 5998 nucleotides long. It is a transcript of the gene dipk1aa, whose product is annotated as divergent protein kinase domain 1Aa. The transcript is spliced from 6 exons. The record is from RefSeq and is a predicted model, not a curated record. Bases 3315 to 4568 code for a protein of 417 amino acids. Lineage: Eukaryota; Metazoa; Chordata; Actinopteri; Perciformes; Cyclopteridae.
AAAUGGCCAGACAUGUUUGCAUAAAUGUAGGUUAUUAAAAAAAAGUUUAAACUUUCAAUUCGGCAGUGUUUGAUAAACGUGUGCAAAUUGUGGGCACGCGCUGGCGCUGCGGCAUCAUGCGUCCGUUGACGGGUCAUUUUUGUAUUAAAGGUUAUGACCGGAAGUUAGGUUGAUGUUUAAAGAAAAGGGCUUUUAUUGUGAAAAACGUAGCGGACUUUUAUUUAUCUCACGCUCGCUAGCUUGACCCGGUCAUUGCUUCAGUGUUAAGCAACAGACAAUAUUCUUAAUGCCUAAUUGAUAUCAAUGCAUCGGGGAAUCCACGCUGAAGCAGGUUUCGCCAAUUUGGUUGACACCCUGAAGAAAAAUGUUGUUAUCGUUUUAUUUGUAGACGAUCAGGUUGCGCCUGCGCGGUGGUGGUACGUGGCUUUUUUUUCUAGGCCAGUUUGAGGUAUGUUGCUUUGCUGCUUGAAAAUCAGCAGCUGCUGCAAAGAGCAGAGUCGCAGGCAAAGUGCAAUAUCAGAGCGAUUCACGGGGAUAAGACAACACGACAGUCCAAGGGCCGUGUACCGUAGCGGGGCUCAGAUCUGGUAAAAUGCGGUCAUUUCCUCCUGUUCUGUAAACGAGACGGGUCGUUUUAUGUGGAAGACGCUCUCCGGUGUGUUUUGGAUGAUCUCCCACAGCCAGGUCCACGUAUUGAGAUGAUCUAUUUUUGUGAUGGCGAAGAGUCUGUUUCAACGGGCCUGGGUGAAAAAGUCGUUCUACUUCCAGGUAAUAUCCCUGUCCAAGAAUUGUUCUGUUACUCGGAUUGUCGUCGUAUACUGCGGGAUGUGUUUAAAUGGACUGAGAGCCUGCGUGUCGUGGUGGUCGGGGGUGACACACCAGACUGACAGCUGUCAGCUCUUGUGCCGUUUCCAUAUACCUGAGGAAUGUGGCCGCUGAUGAACAGAUUAAUAUGUUCUUCUUUUCGCUCAUCCAGAACAGAGAGUGUGGAUAACAUGUGAGAUGAAAUUGGUAUGCCAGGACUUUUUUUGUUUUUACCCAGGCCAGGGAGGGAUCUCUGUUUUGGAUUUGAUCUCACUUAAUUUUAAGUUUUCCUCUCCUUACAUUUGACUAGAAAGAUGCCUGGACUUGCACUCAGUGCUCACUGUUGUUUCCUCGCCUCCAAUAGUGCCAACGCUGCAGAACCCUUUUGGUUGGAUAAUGAGGUUGAACCUUCUCAUUUGGGUACCAGUGGCUUGCUGCCAGUAACUACUCCCAGCAUGAAGGAGCUUACGAAAGAGGAGGAGAAUACAGGGCUGCAUUUGCUCUCGGAAAGGGUAAACCUAUUGUUGCAACAUUACAUAAAGUACAGUAAGCUUAUCACAACUUUGGACGUGGACUACAGUCCGGGGACUACAGUAGAGUUCAGGAGGUUAACAUUUAAUCUGGCUUUAGACAACACUAGUCAGUGUUUCCUGCAGACCCUGUGGGCGGUUUAAUCCAACCAGAUCAGUCCCAAUUAGGCUACAUUUGAUCCUGUACUUAUUUAACCAGUUCCUAUGUCAAACACUCUGUGCGGAAGUGGUUUAUUUUAGUCACAAGGGGAUCUCUAUACAUGCAUGCAAAGUAUACCUACAUUUUUGCCACACUGGUCCUGUGUUUGUUUAUUGUGUUGUGUCAUUUGUUUGUAAUUGUGUAUUUGCUUCUGUCCCUGUUUUGGUGCACAGUUUGUUUGUUCAAAGAGAGAGACGGUUUUGGUUCAGUACGUUGGUAUGAUAUUUUAGCAAAUUUGUGCAUUCUGUCGCCUCCUUUUAAAAAUGCACUAAUUGGCCUUUUAUAUUUACAUAUUUAAAAAUGUGAUGGCAGAGGCAGGUUAUCCAGGUCUGUUACAGGACACGGAGUCCGGUUUGUAUCGAGGCUCCAAGAACCAUUUCCCCCAACAAAAUGGCUUUUGAAUUCCAAAGCUCUGUCCAAGUACCAAGCUCAAAAAGCCACACAAGAGCCACUUUUGGAUUAUUUGAAUUUCUGUCUUUCCUGUUGGCUGUCUUUGAUGCCAAUAUUACAGAUCUUCAAGUGUUGUGACCGUUGCCCUGUUUUUGGGUCUUCUUCUAUAAAGAUAUUUUUUGCAUUCUGGGAUGCCAUCAACCCUCUUCUAAGCAGUGGUCGGCUGGGGUGGCGACACCUCGACUGCAGACAGGAGAAGCUCGGUCCUGAGAAUGUCUGUGGACUCCAUAGAGGACGUAGAAUAGAGAAGGAUGAUGGCAAACGACGACCCCUCAUGGGCCCAAUCCCUACAUGGGACCCCGAGGACAGCUCCAUCCACAGUAUAUGAAGAUGUGAUACUGCAGGUCUUAUGUCCCUGUUGUAGUGACCAGACUGUAAGCAGUCAAUACUUCAUGAGGGUUCACGCGCGGUAACUGAAUCUAACUGUUGACAGCUGGUUACCGGCAUUUUUCCGACAGGCUUUGUACUACGUGGACUUAACUCAACCGCAACAGGCUUCCUGGCUGCACUACUCAUGGCCAGCUCUGAUUAUCAUCAGUAUUAACAUCAGUAUUAUCAUAUCUUGCAUCUGCUGCCACCUUAAUUAACUAUGUUAGAUUAAAAAGAUUUUUUCAUUUUCAUUUUGGAGGAAUCUAUUUUUAUAUUGUACUUUAUUCCACUCUUCAAGUGUAAUAUUUGUGUCCCUUUUGUUAUUUAGUUAAGUGUUCUUACUCAGUGCAAACUCAUUUGACAUGCGCAGUGUUACAAUACACUUAGCAUGCAUUUACUACAGUGCAUAUAUAUAUAAAUAUAUACUGUAUAUGUAUAUGGUACUGCUUUGUACAACACAUAGUAUUCAACUGCUUUUUUUUUACAUUUCAGUCCCGUGUGGGAUCAAUUAAGUUUAUCUAAUGUUAUCUUAGUGAAGACAAACACCACAUAUUAGGUACCAAGGAAAAGGAGACAGCAUAAGGGCCGCAGGGAGUAAGUAAGUGAAGGAUAACUCGGAGGCUUCAUCAUGUGUUUGCUGAGACGUGCUGAGACGCAGCGCCACACAGACAACGUGCACACUUGGCUUUUGUCUGUGUGUUUCAUGGGCCAAAACAUUCUCUACGUACUCGCUCAUACAGGCAUAGCAAAGGAGCCAGUUCAGAUAGAGGUGUGUAGUUGAUGUGUACUCUCCUGAUAACUCCAGUUCCCUCCCCGGAGGCCGGUUAUCUGUUUGUAUCUCCUCGGGACACACAGUGUUUUAAAAAAACACAACUCAGCUGGGCAGAGGAGACGACAGCUCGAAUACGAAGCUGCUGUUAAAGCUCUAACAGCCGCCUGCUGCCAUUGGACAAUUUGGUGAAAUGCGCCAAAGGGAAUGCAAGGCUCGGAUCUCCUUUGUAAGGGUGAAGUACCUGUUCCUGACAUGGCUGACUGUGCUGGUGGGGAGCUGGGUGCUCUAUGUGCAAUACUCCACCUACACAGAACUGUGCAGAGGACAUGAGUGCAAGAACGCCAUUUGUGAUAAAUACAGGAAGGGAAUCAUCGAUGGUUCGGCCUGCAGCAGCCUGUGUGACAAAGACACGCUCUACAUGAGCAGGUGUCUGUCAACGCUGCCAAAUAACCAAGUGUACACAGGAAGCUGGGGAGACCGCGAUGGGAUCAUCCGCUGUAAGUUGGGGGAGGUCGUGCACUACGAGCUGGGUGAGGAGCCGGAGCCCCGUAGAGAAGCCCCCGUAUUCGACAAGCCCACCAGAGGCACAUCGGUGGAGAAGUUCAGAGAGAUGGUGUUCAAUCACCUCAAGUCCAAGCUUGGAGAGCAGGCUAAUCUCGCCGGCCUCGUCAGCCAGAUCCUCUCUGUCGCCGAUGGCAACAAAGAUGGACGGGUGUCACUGCCAGAAGCCCGUUCUACAUGGGCCCUACUGCAGAUGGAUGAGGUGCUGCUGGGCCUGCUGCUCCAGGACCGUGGACACACCCCUCGUCUGCUCGGCUACUGCGGAGACCUGUACAUGACGGAGCGAGUCCCUUACGGACCCCUGUAUGGGUUGUCUCUCCCCUGGCCGCUGGUAUCCUGGGUGCCCAGCAGCGUGCAGCGCACUAUGGACCAGUGGUUCACCCCCUCGUGGCCUCGCAAAGCAAAGAUCUCCAUGGGCCUCCUGGAGCUGGUGGAGGACAUCUUCCACGGUACCUACGGCAGCUUUCUGAUCUGCGACCUCGCCGCGGCGCACUUUGGUUACACCGACCGCCAUGAGCUCCGCCUGACUAACACCCAGACGGUGGUUCCCGAGGACGAGUUCAGACGCACCAUGCGGGUGCUCAAGUGUGAGACUGACGCCGACUGCGUGUACGGGGCCGACUGCCAGACGUCAUGUGACGUGUCAGAAAAACGGUGCAGGGAGGAGCCAGUCCAGCCCAACUUGGCAAAGGCAUGCAGUGCACUGAAGGACUACCUCCUGCGCGGGGCGCCGUCAGGGAUGAGAGAGGAGCUCGAGAGGCAGUUGUACGCCUGCAUGGCUCUGAAGGGAAAUGCUGGACAGAUGAACAUGGAACACUCGCUUAUUCUCAACAACUUGAAAGCUCUGCUGUGGAGACAGAUCUCACACACCAAAGACUCGUGACGAGGAGAGGAAGUCGUUCUGAAAUGUCAGUUCCACACAUGGAGCUGAGGAUUAAAGAUGCUGCGAUUUAGGAAUUGCACAUUUAAUGAAGUAGUUUUUAUCAGCUCUUAACACUUAUGAAUGAUGAAACUGAUGCAGACUCUACAUCCUGUUUCAGAGGUUAAAUAAACUGAAUGAUAGCAUGUCAUCAGCCACAUUACAUUGUAUUAGUCAAACCAGUGGCAUGUUUCGAGGGCGCAGCUGAUAGACUCGUGAACAGAGUUACUGUUACUCAAGAGCCGAGAGACCACAUUGCUGUUUAUACCACAAUCAUUCAGAUAUAUUUGAGAUUGAAAAAUUAGUUGUACAAAGCUCCAGCUGAAAGUGUAAUGCACUAUAGAUGGGCUCCUUGAUUUUAUUGUUACGGUUGCUCCUGAGCAACAUUGCAUAAGGGAGUGUACCUUUUUAAAUGAUUCAGCAGUUAUUCUGUAUUUUGGUUUCCAGGAAAUUCAGUCAUAAGACCAAAACUAGCACUGCCUACUGAGGGUAUGUAUACAUCUUACGGUCACAGAAUUAGACCUUUUAUUAUUUUUAAGUGAAGAAACAUACCUGGGCACUAUUUCUUUUUUUUAGCUAUGGUUAAUCAAACUGGAGAAUAGUGCAAAUGAUUUCUGCAGCGAAUGAAUACACAUUUAGUGCACCGUUUACAGCAGCAGGACACUGUUUGUGGUAUCGAUUCAAUAAACUACAGUGCCCAUGUUUAUCAUAAUGAAGGAAUAUGUCACGCAUUGCAACGUGACAAAUCUAUUUUUGGCUUUGGCUACACAGGCUGUACAAAAGAAAUUGUUGGUUUGUCUUUAAUAAGAAAUGUCAAUGCCUCUGUACAAGGAGGCAGUUCACUAGCUUCAAGUGGACAUGAUGGUAUUAGUCAGCGUUCUACAAGGAUCUUCCUGUGGGUCUGUACAUUUUCCACCUGUAACACUAGUGACAUUGUCAAUGCUGCAUCAACGACACAAGGAAUAUUAAUGUAUUUGAUUUAUGAAUGUUCUCUUGUAUUUCUCACAAUUUCACAGCAUUUAUGGUCAUGUGCUGUAUCACAUGUUUUCAUUUUGUCUCAGUGCCAUAAAGAUCCAGCUGUAAUCACUUAUGAAUGUUAACCAAUGUGGAAGUUGGAGAUUUUGAUCCACUCUUGUGGUCACACUUGAAUGCCGAGUAUUUUCCAUGAUCCAUUCCAGACAUUGCUGUUGUGAAGUUGCUGUAACAGAGUUGACAACCUGACUUGAUUUAACACGUUAAAUGAAUUUCAGAGUACUCGACCAGCACGGCGAGCUUGUGAACAAUGCUGCUUUUUUUCCUUCCCCACUUUGAGAAUGUAAAAAAAAAAAAAGUUUACCUAUUAAAAGAGACCCGCAUGAUUUUGCACAAAUAAACUUCACACCACUUCACUGUAA